Engraulis encrasicolus (European anchovy) is the source of this 1306-nucleotide messenger RNA. It is a transcript of the gene sra1, whose product is annotated as steroid receptor RNA activator 1. Gene Ontology annotation, biological process: regulation of transcription by RNA polymerase II. Gene Ontology annotation, cellular component: nucleus. Lineage: Eukaryota; Metazoa; Chordata; Actinopteri; Clupeiformes; Engraulidae. The record is from RefSeq and is a predicted model, not a curated record. The transcript is spliced from 5 exons. Bases 32 to 781 code for a protein of 249 amino acids.
UGUACCGGAUGUAGAUGUAGGUGACGUCGCAAUGUCUGACUCUGAUAUGUACAUAAAACCGGGUAAUCAGGAGCGAGGAUGGAACGACCCCCCACAAUUUUCAUACGGUUUACAGACUGCGCAAAGCGGACCCAAACGCCUUCUCAAUAAAAGGGUGCCGCCCCCUCAACUCUCCGGAUCUCAGAGCCCAUCUCCAGGUAUACCUCCUCCUCCACUGGGACAUCAGACUCCUCCAACCAAUCCUGCACCACCUCCAGGUUGUGGUCUGACCCCACCACCCCCCUUCGCAUCCAAGACAGCCUUGUCCCUUCCAUCACAGUCCAGCCCCAGUAAAUCGCACGCUGAGCCCCCCAGCACAGUUUCGGAAGGGGAGCCCAGUCUAGAUGAGGUGCUUGCCCUUCUCAGCUGGGCACUAACGGCCUGUAGGAAAACUGUUAGGAAACAGGUGUGUGACGAUGUGGACAAAAGGCUGAAGGUGUUUGAAGAGAUGUGGAAGAGCGGGAAGCUGUCAUCUCCUGUAAAGAAAAGAAUGAAUCUUCUGGUUCAAGAGAUGAAGAGCAGUAAGUGGGACGCAGCUGACGACAUCCACCGCUCCUUAAUGGUGGACCACGUCACAGAGGUCAGCCAGUGGAUGGUGGGGGUCAAGCGGCUAAUUGCCGAGGCCAGGAACCUGCAACCUGAACACCUGGGCACCACAGACACGCAGCAGACACAGACGCCUACGGAGACGCAGACCGACACCCCUGCCUCCCACAUUGACGACGACCCAAAUCCAGAAUAGACUCGUUUGGACUGGCUCUCAAUUCGUCUUAAAAGAAAUGGCCUGAUGAUUAAUGGGCUCUUGUGUGGCCGAAGGGCUUAGGUGUGUGGGCUUUGGUUUGUUAUACCUCUUUGGACUUGGAGCAUGUCUCCGCAUUGCUGUGUGGGAUUGAUGGGAUUGACAUGGCUGGUUUAUCAAGACUGUUUACACUCAGUGACUUGCACCCUUUUCCACACCUAAUCUCGUCAAGUUUAAUUUGCCUUCAGGAUGCUCCUUGCUUAAUCGAGGAGGAGAAGGCAAAAGCUGAUGAGAUUAUCGUUUAUACAUCAGCUGAUUUGCUAAGACCUUGACAUUAUGCAUGUGAUGUGUGUACACAGAAUCUGUGAUUGAAAAACGGUCUCUGACUUACUGUAACUAUUCUGAUCAUUCCUCUGAACGUUUGACGUCAAUGCUCAUGGUUAUCGUAUGGCCCUUCAACCAGAUUAAGCAACAUGAUGUUGUCAGGUAUACCUGCAAUAUUGCAUUCAAUAAGAAUGAGGUUCCCAA